UAGUGGUGUAUAACCUUCCGUAUGGAAUCUUGAGCAUGGAAAAGAGUGUUUUCCAGGAAAAAUCAUGGAUUCUGACGACAUAAGAGUAUUCAUCGAUAAAUUGAAUCUACAGCUCAAUUUGUUCAGUUUUGAUUGGAUGGCACCCAUACCGAUGUCAUUUAGUGAUCUCUCUAGAGCAAACAGAGUCAGCGAUAAAGCCUUCCGAAGCUUGAAUCUUCCAAAGCAAUUUAGGGGGAAACUGUUGAAGGAUUUAUUGAAAACUGUAGAAACCGGGCGUUUGAAACCCAUGGGCACAGACACAGCGUGUUCAUCCUCAAAAAGAAAACAGAGCUCAAGUUCUUUUGGCUUUGAGCCUGCUGCAAAAUGCAUGAGAACUGAACAGCAUGAUAGUAAAGAGGAAGAUUGUCAGAGUGGUUCCAGUACAGCUGAAAAUCAAGAUUUAAUGAAAUGUGGAGAAGAGGAACCAGAAUGUGAAGACCAGCUAGAUUUCAAAGACAAAAAAGUUUGCGAUGCUAUUCAAAAUCUGAAUGCGUUCCUUGAAAAGGAAAACUUAGAAAGUCUAAGGAUUGUGCUGAGAAAAUCAAGAGAUGAAGGGGAACUUGAGAUAGGCCUCGGAAUUCAUCUUUUUACAAAGUUGGCAGGGAAGGCAGCUACAAAUAAAAGGAAAAGUUUGAGAAAAUGUCCCUGUGGAUGCCUUGAAAAUAUCAGUGGGGAGGAGAACAUGUGGAUUGGAUCACAGAGCACUUGGUAUGGAGAAUUGGAUAUAUUAACAGGAAACCCUAUAAAGGGAGAUUCCGUCUCGGUGUCUUUUGACCAAGAAACAGAAGAUGGUGACAUAGAUAUGCAUGGAACAAGUAAAGAUGUUACAGAACAGUUUGAAUGUGAAGAUGUAUCAGAGGAAGGAGAUCAGGGUGAAAGUCCAGGAGAUGGAACAAAUGUUGAAGUCAAGUAUUCUGGACUUAGACUUAGACCAGCACUCAAUCAGGUGAUAGCUCAGGCUGUUGUAUUUGCUUUUACAGAAUACAAUAGACAUAAAACUAAGGGAAAAUGUAUACCGUCAAUAUUAAUUGACAAGUCAGGAUUUCAGUAUGUGAUAUACAACCCAGUUGAUGACAUACUGCUUGUUUCUAAUUACAUGAUGUUUGGAAGCAAAGAUGACUUUGAUCCUGCCACUGGUUUCAGGCCCUUUGUUGUUCUGUGGAUGAUUUUAAACCACAGAGUAUUCUUUUUAAAAAAUCCAAAUUUUAAGAAGCCAUGUGUUAGAAGUGGUUUUCAUAAGCAAAUAUCUGAAUUGGAGCCGUUCAAAAACUUAUCCGGUUACUCGAAAAAUAUAAUGAAUUCCGAUUACUAUGAUUUUCCAAAUGACACUCCAAACACAAUUGGUUCUGAAGGACUGUACUGGUUCCUCAAUAGAAAGAGCUUAAUAUAAAAUUGUAUCAGAUCUUCAAGACCAAUCGCGGCAAUCGUGUUAAUCAUAGAAAAGUUUUGAACGGUUCACACUACCACCCUUUGAAAUCACUGUUUUAUCGUAGCCUAAUCGUGUUAAACCUAUCAGAUCUUAACAGAUGUUCAGAUCAAUCAUGGCAGUCCUGUUAAUUCAAAAUGUAAGGUCACUCACAAAGACCCAUAGCUCUAUCAUACAUUUUGACUGAAUUAUCCCCCUUUUGGAUUAAAAGCAACUUGUUCACACUUGGCAGAUUUGAUAAAAAUAAUAUUUUUUGUUUCAAAGUACAACAUGUACAUGUAUGAAUGAAAUAUGUCAGUCAUGUAAAUUUACUUGAAAGUCGACUGUUGACAACUUUCCUGUGUCCAGAUAUACAGGCAUGACCAGGAUUUUUUUGCAAAAUUCUUUCCUAGAAAAUAAAACGUGACGUUUGUUUUAUUAGCUCGACUAUUCAAAGAAUACCGUAUUUCAGUGUGUAUAGGUCGCACUUUUUCUACCCAUUCUGCUGCCUGAAAAAGUUCCUGCGACCUAUACGACAGAACAUUGCCACCAGUUUUUUUUUUCGGGCCAAUUUUCUGACCGUAGCUCUAGCAAAAUUACGUGCAUCUGUUACGAACGAACAAAAUGGAUAAAAAAUAUCAAUAUCGGCGGCUUUUCAACCGAUAGCGGUUACUUUCAAUAAAAUAUAUCGUAAAUAACCCAUACAGACUAUUAAAAUUACGAAUGACUUUAAUUCAAAGAUGUUUUUGCAGACUGAAUCACGUUUGUUUCUACUUUCGUUUUACUGGACGCCAUUGACAUGUACUCCGGGUUGGAUAAAUUCUGGACAGAUCCGUCCUCCAUUCCAAACAUUGUUUAUACUAAGUCUUAGCGUAUUAAAAAACUUGAAAGAUAAUUUUUUACUUUUAAUUUUUAAAUAAAAGAAAAAAAUCCAAAAAGAGAUAUUUUGUUAAUCUUUUUUCUCAGAAUCAAAAGAACGCGGUUAAUUACAUGACACGGAAAGGUGUUAUAAUUGCUGUGCAAACAAUUCACACUUAAACUUGCAUGAUAACAGAAUGUAAACGCAAACCGUCUGCUGCCAAUUAGUGUCAAAAAGCCGCUUUUCUUUGAGAUAAUCUGUUACCGAUACUACUGUUGGUACGAAACGGUUGGGAACGAAAACAACACUGUCCGAUUUCCACCAAUCAGGUUCUGAUAAUAAUUCAGUUCGCGGCAUCAAUAUGGCCGCCGCCAUAACUUUUUUGCCGGUAAAUAUUAAAUAUUGCUGGGGAAAAAAUCCGAAAUUUAACUGCGACUAAUACGCUAGAAGUUCAAUUUUCCGACCAUUUCCAGAGCAAAAAUUAGAUGCGGACUAUACAUUACCGCGACCAAUACACACCAAAAUACGGUAGGGAGAGCUAUUGUACUCACCUGGGCGUCAGCGUCACAAUUUGGUUAAGUUUUUGCGUGUAAGCUGGUACCUCCAAAACUACUGAAGGGAAUUGAUUGAAACUUCUUGGUGAUUGUCUAACAUGAUGGGCACAGGUCCCAUAACUAUGAUUUGCUUGUUUACAGAGUUAUGCCCCUUUUUGACAUAGAAAUUCUUUGUUAGUUUUUGCGUGCAAGUUGGUGUCUCCAAAACUCCUGACGGGAAUGGAUUGAAACUUCACACACUUGUUCUCUGUGAUUAUCUAACAUGAUGGGCUUUGGUCCCAUAACUCAGUCCACUCAUUUAAAUGUAAAGUAACCCAUAAGACAUUCAGUGGCUAUAAAUCUGAAAAAGGAAAGACUAUGUGUGCAAAUUCACCCCACGCAGUCGACCGAUUUGAAAGCGCAGCAAAAGAGAAACAAGAGCCAAUAAACAUGUUUCAAGCAUUAUCAUUUUGAAAUCUUAAAUAUCUAUAUAAUGUUCUUGAAAUCAGCUUUUAAAGACUAAUAGUCUAUAUAAGUUUAAAUGAGCGCACGAAUAUAGAAAUUAAGUGCCCGUUAUAAUCAUGUGACAUUUUCACGCUUCGUUUAUACUCACCAUCUAGUGGUUCUCUACCAAGUUUGUUAAAAUUAUCCCCCUAGGGUCAAAUAUGGUCCCUGAUUUUGACCUAGUGACCCACUUUCACAUUUCUGUAGCUACAACCUUCAAAUUUGGACUACAUGCAUAGUUUUGUGCACUGAAAAUAACUUCGACCUUGACAUUGACCUAGUGACCUACUUUUCCCAAUCUUAGAGAAACUUGGUCAGAAUGUUACCCUUAAUAAAAUCUUGGGUGUGAUCGAUAAUAACUAGGUCACCAGGUCAAAUCAAAGGAAAAGCUUGUUACUCUAGAGACCACAGUUUAAGUUUGAAACUUGUGAGAAUUGGUCACAGUGUUUGUCUUGAUGACCUCAAGGUCAAGUUUGAAUCUGGGUCACGUGGGGUGAAAAACUACGUCACCUGAUCAAAUAUAAGAAAAGCUUGUUAACAUGCUGGAGGCCACAUUUAUGACCAUAUUUUCAUGAAACUAGGUCAGAAUAUUAUUCUUGAUGAUCUUCAGGUCAAGUUCGAAUCUGUGUCAUGUGGGGUCAAAAACAAGGUCCUCAGGUCAAAUCAAAGGAAAAGCUUGUUAACACUCUACACCACAGUUUAAGUUUGAAAAUCCUGAGAAUUGGUCAGAAUGGUUGUCUUUAUGACUUCCAAAUCAAGUUUAAAUCAGGGUCAUGUGGGAUCAAAAACUAGGUCACCAGGUCAGAUAUUUAGAAAAGCUUGUUAACAAUCUAGAGGCCUGGUUUAUGACCAUAGCUUCAUGAAACUUGGGCAGAAUGUUAAUCUUGAUGAUCUUUAGUCCAAGUUUAAAUCUGGAUGAGGAGUGGUCAAAGCUAGGUCACCAGGUCAAGUCAAAGGUAAAUCUUUUGUACAUUCUAUAGAGACCACUGUUUAAGUUUGAAUCUUGCGAGCUUUUGUCAGAAUGUUUGUCUUGAUGACAUCUAAGUCAGGCUUUAAUAUGGGUCAUGUAGGGGUCAAAAACUAUGUUACCAAGUGAAUUUAAAGGAAAAACUGCAUUUCUGACUAUAUCUUCAUGAGACUAGGUCAAAAUGUUCAGUAGUUUACCCUAGUUUUUCGUUUCUGAAGCCGUGAAUUUUGUUAAAGCAAACAACUGAACUCGGGUGAGUGAUAUAGGGCCAUUAUGGCCCUCUUGUAUAAACAUGUACAUCUUCACUGUUAGAUGCUUUUAGUUGUCAUCAUGGGUUAAAAAUGUUCACAAGCAUAUUAUACAUGUAUAUAUAUAUAUAUAUUUUUUUAUAAGUUUUAUGUAAAUUACAGCUUAUGAAAAAUUUGACAUACCAUGCACCAGUUUCAUCUAAAUGAAGCAGUAUAGAAUCAAAAUUAGUCUUGUUUAUAGACACUUGACACAAAGUUUCACUUGCUUGUUUAUGAAUGAAAUGAUUCUUUUUUUAUAUCAUGUUAAGUUUUAGCAUCGAAAUUUGUAAAUUAUUUGUUUCAAAUCUUAAAUUAUUUAGCGUUUUUUGCGUGAUUUGUUAGUGCUCAAGUACAUGUAUUAUUAUUUUCUAUUUCUGUUAAUGAAGUAAAUUAUCAGUUUUAUUUGUGACGAAAUUAUCUCUAUCUAUCUAUAUGUACUGCUUCACGCCUCUUCAGAGUAUUAUGGGCAGGGUUCAUGCCGAGUGUUAGUAAGGUAAAAGUAAAACUGGAAGAAGACUUCCAGGCAUAGUAAGACUAUGAGACAUAGUAUGGUUGUUAAAAUGUUAAAAAUAGUAGUAGAAUAAAAGAAGGUAAAAAACAACUGCUGUUUUUAAUACUGGAACAGGGCCACUGCCUGCUUGAAGGAUUCAAGAUCCGGCAGUGUCGCAAUAUGCGGUGGUAACCUGUUCCACAGGACUGUGGUGUGAGGAAAGAAUGAAAAUUAAAAGAAGUCCGAGUUGACGUGAAUUUGGCGGAGACUGAGGAGGUGCAUUUGUCUGGUUAACCUGUUGUACUAUGUAAAUUGGGCAAUGUUCCCUUCUGUAAAUUUGCCAUCAUUUUCCACUGAAAAAUCAUUUGAAAACAGUGGGUAUUGGAACAAGCCUCUUUGAGUGGAAACUGAUGGAAAACAUUAAAAAAAAUAAGGAUGGAAAGGCCAGUCAAAAUUUUUCACCUUUUUCCAUCAAAUGCCAGUAUCAGUGGAGUAUUGGAACAUUUUUCACUAUUUGCCAUUAAAGUUUUUCACUGUUUGCCACUGUCACAUAUUGAUGUAAAAACUGCCAUUGUUUUCCAUUGAAUGCCACUAUCAGUGGAGUAUUGGAAUGUAUUUCACCAAUUGCCACUAAAAUUUUCCACUAUUUGCCACCAUAACUGUUGUGGCAAUCAGUGUAAAAUAUGCCACUGUUUUUCUCUAAAUGCCACUGUUUGCCAUAGAUUUAUCUCCACCAAUCAGCAUGGAGAAUGCCACUGUUUUCCACCAUUUGCCGUCAAGUCCAUGAGGUGUAUACCAUCACUGCAUGUGUUUGAAACAUGAUAUGAAAUAAAUAAUGAAAGAAAGGAAUAUAUAUAAUCAUUAGAGCAGCUUAUGUAUUUUUUACUUUUUAAACUGUCAAUUAAUUCACAUCAUUUUCAUGUUAUUAUUAAAGCACUUAAUUCAACUUUGCUCAUUAGACUUAAACAUUCUUGAAGUGAAUAUGCUUAGAUAAAAGAAAAUUGUUUUGUAUUAAAGGUAGAAAUUUACUAGAACUGUUAAGUAAUAAGAUGUUACAAGAACAUUCCUUACAAUUAACACUGUUCAGUGGGUUUUGUGCUGGAUUAAAUUACCUGCAGAAUACUUACAAAAGUUUACACAUCAAUAGGGUUUCUCUGUGAGCACCAUUCAUUCUGCAGUGUGUAAAUCACUGAAGCCUGAAAAUGUCUCAGGCCUCAUAAUUUUAUCCAUGUGUGUUUUGGCAUAUAUCAGGUACUGCAUAUACACACCUGAUACUUUAUCUGAAAAGUAAUUAUGAUAAAAGAAUUUAAACCUUUUUAUGUUUAUUAUUGAUUCAGUUUGUGUAUAAACUGACAAGAGAUGAAUAACUGAAGAAUAAAUGGUCAUUUGAAAAGAUUGAGUCAGCAUUUAAUUUACUCAAGUUUAUUCUGAAGCUUCCUGAAUGUUAUAAAACAUGUUUAAAUAGAAAAUAAGUAAAUAGAUGUACUUACCUAGUGUCCAUUUAAAAGUUAUUUUAGCAGCAUAAACUGUUUAAAUUCCAGCUGCAUGUGUAAAGGAAUAUCUCCAACAAAGAAGUUCCUGUUUACUUUUAAACUUUUGAUAUUCUUGAGCAGCUUUCUAUUUUGCUAUCUAUUGUUGAAGGAAUCUCCACUAGAAUGUUUUAACAAAUACUUAUAUCUACUAAAAAGAGAAUAUGUUUGAUGUAUUUAAAAGGCCUUUGAAAUAAAACAGGACUGUUGAGAUUA
Molecule: messenger RNA, 6829 nt
Organism: Mercenaria mercenaria
Lineage: Eukaryota; Metazoa; Mollusca; Bivalvia; Venerida; Veneridae
Exons: 4
Coding region: 65-1429 (454 amino acids)
Source: RefSeq, a predicted model, not a curated record